Messenger RNA from Achroia grisella, 2156 nucleotides. Its product is annotated as leukotriene A-4 hydrolase-like. Gene Ontology annotation, biological process: peptide catabolic process; proteolysis. The transcript has 12 exons. Gene Ontology annotation, molecular function: aminopeptidase activity; zinc ion binding; epoxide hydrolase activity. The record is from RefSeq and is a predicted model, not a curated record. The coding region runs from base 150 to 2042 and encodes 630 amino acids. Gene Ontology annotation, cellular component: cytosol. NCBI's taxonomy places the organism in Eukaryota, Metazoa, Arthropoda, Insecta, Lepidoptera, Pyralidae.
UUAACAUACAAAACUCAGAAUACUAUAAAAGUGGAUCUUUAAGAAUCACAAAGUUAGUUAAUCACUACUCGUGUACGGAGUGUAUACCUAUUUUAAGAAAAACCUUGUUGUCAUACACCGCAUGAUAUUGCAAGAAAUUAAAUUAUAGAAUGGCGGGUAACUGUGUUUAUGCUAUGUUACCAUGUUUUUUAGUUCUGUUACAUUUUAUCCAAGUGAGAGCCAUGGGAGCCUUGAGUCCUCUGGAUCCUUCGUCGUUUUCAAAGCCUGAUUUGGCUAUUAUGAAACACGUGUCGAUAUUUUGGAAUGUAGAUUUCGAUAAAAAAAUUUUGGAUGGAUCAGUUGCAAUUAAUUUUGAAGUAUUGCAAAGCACUAGUGAAUUGAUAUUAGAUGUAAAAAACUUGACUAUAGAGAAGGUAGAGUUGGACGGUACACCUUUACAGUACAAAGUAGAUAAUGAAGUGCCUCCUUUUGGAGCUAAGCUAACUAUUACCCUUCCCAAACCGGCCGCUACCGGGGAUAAAUUAAAAAUAAUAAUAAAAUACAUAACGUCGCCUUCGGCACCAGGGCUGCAAUGGCUGAAACCAAAACAGACAUUAGGGAAAACACAUCCUUAUGUCUACAGUCAGGGUGAGCCAGUCCAUGCACGUUCAAUCCUGCCAUGCCAAGACACACCAACGGUGAAGUUCACAUAUGACGCGGAAGUGACAGCGCCCAAAGAGUUCACGGUGCUCAUGAGCGGGCUCCGAAGUGAGCCCAAGAACAACAAGACUUCUUUCCAGCAGUCGGUACCGAUACCCGCAUAUCUAGUGGCCCUGGCUGUGGGCGUUUUGGAGUAUAGGAAAAUUGGACCAAGAUCACUGGUGUGGACAGAAAAAGAAAACAUUGAAAAAAGCGAGUGGGAGUUAGCAGAAGUAGAGAACUAUCUGCAAGCUGCUGAGAAAUUGUGCGGCAAAUACGAAUGGACCCAAUAUGAUGUGCUAGUGUUGCCGCCUGCUUUCCCGCAUACCGGCAUGGAGAACUCUUGUCUGACUUUCCUCCCGCCAUCAGUCUUGGCCGGCGAUAGGAGCAUGUCACACAAUGUUAUCCACGAGAUCAUGCACAGCUGGACGGGUAAUCUCGUGACGAACACAAACUUUGAGCAUUUCUGGUUGAACGAAGGUUUCACUGUGUUCCUGGAGAGGAAAGUUAGCGCCUCAUUAAUAUCUGACAAAGAAGAGGCAAGGAAGAGCAGAGAUUUUCAUAGUCUACUGGGUCUGCAGGAUCUAACCGAUACUGUUAAAGAUCACUUAGGAGUAACAAAUCCCAUAACUCGUCUCGUGCCUGACCUGACCGGCGGCGUGCAUCCAGACGACUCGUUCUCUAGUGUGCCUUACGAGAAAGGAUCACUUUUCCUGCGUUAUCUUGAGGAUUUAUCCGGAGGACCCGACGUAUUUGACGAUUUUAUGCGUUCAUACAUAAAGAAGUUCCGAAGACAGUCAAUAAACAGUGAGCAGUUUAAGGCAUAUCUACUCGACUACUUCAAAGAUAAUCAGAAUCUGAAGACGGUAGAUUGGAAUACUUGGUUGUACACCAGUGGCAUGCCACCGGUAAUACCUGACUACGACACAUCUUUGGCAAAGGAGGUUUCAAAACUUCUAUCAACUAUUUACAAUGAUAACACUACAAUUGACUACAACGACGUCAAGAAGUUUACACCCCACCAGUUCAUCCAUCUAUUGCAGGAGUUGAUUAAUCGAUCACCACUCACUGUCGACAAGCUACGGACCCUCGGAGAAAUAUAUAAAGUCAGUGAGAGCAAGAAUGCGGAAAUUGCAUAUAGAUGGUUGAGAUUAUGCAUUCGAAGCCGAGAUCUUUCAAAACUGAAUGACGUGUUCGAGUUCGUCAACAACCAAGGCAUCAUGAACUAUAUAAGACCUAUCUACAGAGACUUGUACGAUUGGAAGGAGGUUAGAGAGCAAGCUAGAGAAAAUUUUCUCAAACAAGAACCUGACAUGUUUCACGUGGCAGCAUACACUAUCAGACAAGAUUUACACAUCAAUUAAUUAUAUUGUAAUAUUGCUUUGUAUUAAGGUACAAAAAUGUAGGUACCCAUAAUAAUGAUUCUGUGAGGAAACAGGUAAUUUUGUAUGUUUCGAAAAAAUAAAAACAUUUAAAUA